This is a messenger RNA of Toxorhynchites rutilus septentrionalis, 9658 nucleotides long. RefSeq lists its product as uncharacterized. The coding region runs from base 4116 to 5411 and encodes 431 amino acids. Lineage: Eukaryota; Metazoa; Arthropoda; Insecta; Diptera; Culicidae. The transcript is spliced from 2 exons. The record is from RefSeq and is a predicted model, not a curated record.
AAAAUUUAUAAACUACUGAAAUUGUAGGAAUCAUAAAUGGAAGCUUUUGGUUUGGAAAACCGAUACUUUGAAUAGCAAAAUACGGUACUUUUCACGAUACAAAUCAAAACUUCAAAGUAAACUGACAAUGUGAUGGUGAGAGAGUGGAUGAAACUUAACAACGUUUUAGGAAUUUUUUAACGUUGAACUCGGUCAUUCUUUGCGCUAGUGAGCGGGUUGUGUGUUUCUUCACACUCCGCUAUAAAAUUUGGAGAAUGAGAAGAUCUGGGAAAAUCACAGAUGAAAAAACAUCAUGUGUUAAUUCAAGCUACAGUAGAAUCCCGAUUAUCCGCGGAAUAGUCGGGCAAACUCACCGCGAUUAACGAAUAUCCCGAUGACCCAUUAAAGGACAAAAAAAUGCAAACACGAAAAGAGAUGUUUCAACAUAAAAACUAUGUUCUAUCAAUACAAAAAUCAAUCAACUAUCCAUCUAUAAGGUCGUGUACACCAGUGGCUAAAUAAUGUAAAAGCCAUGACCACAACAAAAGAGCAUGGGCACUAACAAAUUCCGGAAAGGCCUAUUGAUUUACUAUGGAACUCGCAGUCACGAAUAAUCCGCAGGGCGGAUCACCCGCUCGCGGAUAAUCGGGGUUCUACUGUCAUAGUCUCAUUUAUGGAAUAAAAACAUUUGCUUGCAGAUAAAAUAACUUGCAUAUAUUUUCGCAAACUAAAAUAAUCUGGCAUCUCUGAAACUGAAAGGAACAGUCUGUAUUUGUGAAACGAGUAUUAUGAUGUAUUUUUGAGAAGAAAAACCGAAUUCUAAAGUGUAAAUUAUGAAUGAAAAUUAACUUUUACGAAUCAAAUUAGUAUUCUAUGUGAAUGCAAAUCACUUUUUUUCUGCAAGUGCAAUGGUGAGUGCAAGCUUGGAAUUCACCCAGGACCCCGAGGUAGUCAAACUGGUCUCCAAAGGUGUAGACAUCAGCAACAUAACCUUCAUCUCAUUCAAAGUCGGGCUUGAUCCUGCUCUGAAAUCCAAAGCAUUGGACCCUCCGUCUUGGCCAGAGGGCAUCAUGUUCCGGGAGUUCGAGGAGAUUUGUGUCCAAAAAUUUCAGAAACCUCCCGCUGUCAACCUGACGCCAACAUCCAUUACACCACUGGUAGAUGCAAUACAGAUAUGAUUGAUGUUCCAAUGCGUUAUGACGAGGACGGUGGGAACCCACGGGUUUCCAUAACAGGCGAGUAUACUCAUUCUGUUAAGGAUUGCGAACGAUAGGCCCUUUGAAUCGGGUCCACAUCAAGUCGGCGCCGAAAAUAAUCGACGCGCUGUGUUGAUUGUCAACGAUAACUGACAUGUGACAUAUACCUAAAUGAGAUAAUCCGAAGAAAAGAAACGAUGUGCUAACGCUGAAUAGCUAAUGAAAAGCUCCAUUGUUCUUUGAAUUAUAAAAAGUGAAUUUAACAUUAAAUAUUAGGUUCUUAGAGUUUAUAUUUCAUUAUAUAUAUAUAUUGAUUUGUAAGUACAGCUAUUCAAUCAAUCAAUAUUCAUGAAUUCAAUAUUAAUUAUUUGGUAACUUUGUUCACAGCUAUUUAACCUAAUAACUGCAAUAUUUCUGAAAAGCUAAUUGGAUCAAAUAGUAAAGAAACUAAUUUGUAAGUGCUCCAAAAUUGUGUAUUUGAUAAACGCUAAAUAAAUACUACUUUCCAGUCGAGUUCACGGAAAACCCGAACUACGAAACAGUUUUUUUAACAUUCUCGAAAAUUACGGCAUUCAAUAAGAUUCCAGCCAGUCAUGAGCAGUUCAGAGAUGCAGUCUCCCAGUAACUGCAAGUCCUGCAAUCGGCCGGACCAUGCCGAGGACAUGGUUGCAUGUGAUAUGUGUGGAACCUGGUUUCACUACACCUGUGCAGGGGUGCAAGCCUCUAUUUGCGACAAACCAUGGUAUUGCGGCCAUUGUUCUUGCCGAUGCGAAGGCACUAGUAGUUCAGCGAUAUCUGUGCACUGCACUCUGGAAGCUCUAGUGCUCGUUUGCGACUGAAACAUCUCGAAGAAACGAAGGCGCUCGACGAUCGUCUUCUUCUACAACAAGCAGAUCGAGAACGAGAUUUUUUAGCCGAUAAGCAUCAGUUGGAAGCUGAAAUUCAGACAGAAAGGCAACUCAGAGGAAGUACAUCGAGUUUUAGAAGCCGAAACAGUGCCAGAAGUCGACGUAGCUACAGGAACGAACUACGAACCGUAGUCAACCAAUCUCUAGAUACACCAGUGAAAGCUGUGGAUCCACAACCUGGCGCGUCAACAUCCAUUCCUGUUGAAUCAAUCGGGAACGUGGUGCUAGCGGUUCCAGAUAAGCGUGAUCUUCCACCCGUUCAGCAGUUACCUCCUCGCGACCAUCCAGCGGUAGUCCAGGAAGUUGCCGUUCAGCCUGUAUUUACCCAAUCCAGCGUCGAUCAAGCCACAGCGAUGCAUCCACCGAGAAGUCAUUUGCAAACCAUCGUUGCGCCUUUCGUAUCGAUAGCAACAACCGUUCUGCCGUAAACGGCGACAAGUACUGAUGUAAUCCAUCCGUCUGUGCAACCAUUUUCAGUACCACUUCACAACGCCUUACAACAAGGUCGACAGAAACAACAUCCACCUCGUCAGACAAAAGGACAAUUUCCACCGACAACACAGUCAGGUUCGAAGGAGUCCGCGAUACUAGGUACGAAUCCAGUGGAAAGUCACGUUUCUAUGCAAGUCCAUAAUGAAGGCAAGUUCCAAGUGGAAGAAAUCGAUACGCAGCAAACAAGGAGACAGCAACAGUUUUAUAAGCCAACACUCAACCAAAAUGUUUCAUCACAACCAGCUUCAUCCUUUUUUACCCAGUGGCCGCAGAACGCAAAUGUGAGUUUCAUGCAGCAAUUCCCAAUGGCCAACCAAAUUCCAGUUGUACAACCGAAUAACUCUUCUUAUCCGAUGAGUUUCUACCAACCGUCGUAUUAUCCUAUGCCACAGAGUAUGCCAACGCAGCAAUCGAGUACGGGUGCAGGAGCUGCACCAGCAACCUACGCAUCGCACAUCCAGCAUAAUUUAGGGCAUGCCACUCAGCAUCCACUGCCGGAACGAGGUUCGAGUUUCUACCAUACACACGUCGGUGAAGGAAUAUUAACGGCACAACAAUUGGCUGCACGUCAAGUGGUAUCACGUGAGCUGCCCAAAUUCUCAGGCGAUCCUCUUGAGUGGCCAAUGUUCAUUAACGCAUUUGAGUCCACUACGACUAUGUGUGGGAUUCAACCAGACGAAAAUCUGGCUAGGCUGCAAAAGAGCCUGGUAGGUAAUGCCAGGGAGAAGGUUCAGAGCAUACUAACGCUGCCAGCGGCAAUUCCCGAGAUCAUUGCAACACUACGCGACGAAUGCGGUCGACCAGAACAAUUAGUUCAUUGUUUACUUGUGAAAAUUCGACAUGCGCCUCCACCCAACGUUAACAAGCUCGAUACGCUUAUAAACUUUGGCAGAGAAGUCAGACAUUUGGUGACCUUUGUCGAAGGUGCCAAUUUGCGUGAGCAUCUUGCAAAUCCAAUGUUGCUGUCCGAACUGGUAGGGAAGCUACCCCCAAGUAUUCGACUGGAUUGGGGACUUCACCAGCAGAAAGAAGGCCAAGUUACGCUAAAAGCAUUUAAUGAUUACAUAACCUCUAUCAAAAGUGCUGCAUGCAAAGUUUCAAUGCCGACUGAAUACCAUCAGGACGAUAAUCGGCGAGGCAAGAAGGAGAAAGGUGGCUUUGUUAAUGCACACUCCAUUGAGGAAAAGAAUGGAAUCCCGCCAUCAAGUUUGAAGAAGGAAUAUCAAGUAAAAUCCAAAACAUACUUGACUAAGUCAUGUCCUGCGUGCAAUAGAAGCGACCACAAACUUCGAACUUGCGAUAAAUUUAUUGGCUUCAAUAUGGAUAAAAAAGACGUUUGGUUGAUCAGUUCAAACUAUGCCAACGUUGCCUGGGAAGCCACGGAAAGUGGCCAUGCAGAUCGAAGCAAUCAUGCGAAAUAGAUGGUUGUAAAGAAUCCCAUCAUCGAUUGCUUCACCCAGUAAACGCCAAACCGAUUACCACUGUACCAAAAGCUGGUUCAUCCGGAAUUAUUUCGGUUCACUGUUCUCGCCAAGAUGGCAUGCUGUUCAAGGUGAUUCCUGUCGUUCUGUCCAGCAAUGGGAAAUCAGUCUCAACCUUUGCAUUCCUGGACGACGGAUCGAAUGUCACGCUGAUGGAAGAGAAAAUUGCUGAUGAGCUUGGUUUAUUCGGAAAUAUCAGUUCGCUGUGUAUUCAGUGGACAGGAAGCGUAACCAGAAAAGAGCCAAAAUCCAAGCAAGUGGAGCUACGCAUCUCUGGCGUCAAAUGUAAAACAGAUUAUGCCAUCUCAGGCGUUCAAACGAUACCUCGUCUUGACCUACCGAAACAAAGUCUCGAUUACGGAGAACUAUCCAAGCAGUUUCCACACCUAAAAGGUCUUCCUAUUCAAAACUUUUCUAAUGCAGUGCCACGGAUUCUGAUAGGCUUAGAUAAUGCAACGCUGAAAUUAACUCUAGACAAACGAGAGAGACACAGCGGAGAACCAAUAGCAGCCAAAACGCGGCUAGGGUGGACCAUAUUUGGAGGUGGCCAACGGGGCACGAAGAGCAUCGAUCACGCAAUGUUUCAUAUUUGUAAAUGUGAUGCGGAUGAAGCGCUUCACGAUCUCGUCAACAGCUACUUUGCCGUAGAAACUAUGGGGGUAAAUUCUUUGCCACUUUUAGAGUCAUCCGAAGACCAACGAGGUAGGCAGAUCUUAGCGGAGAAUACCAGGCGGACUGAAUCCGGAAGAUUUGAAUGUGGUCUUCUGUGGAAGAGUGACAACUUUGAGUUCCCCUGCAGCUACAGAAUGGCUGAAAGGCGCUUAGUUUGCUUGGAGAAAAAAUUUGCCAAGAAUCCAGUGCUGAAAUCGAAAGUGAUAGACCAAAUUGAGGGAUAUCUGGAGCACGGAUAUGCACACAUAGCUACCGAAGACGAGCUUCAAAAUUCAGAUCCACGCCGCGUCUGGUAUCUUCCCUUGGGAAUUAUACAGAAUCAUCGUAAACCCGAGAAAUUUCGUAUUGUAUGGGACGCAGCGGCACGUGUAGGAGACAUAUCGCUCAAUUCGAUGUUAUUCGUGGGUCCAGAUCUCUUGACUCCACUGCUGAAGGUAAUCUGCGGAUUUCGGCAACGACAAUUUGAUCGACAAGCCCAAAGAUUCCUGUUUCGAUCCGAUCCUGAACAACCGCCUACAGUUUACGUCAUGGACGUUGUCAUCUUCGGGGCGUCAUGUUCCCCAUGUUUGGCGCAGCAUAUUAAAAACACUAAUGCCAAGGAAUAUGAGAGAACAUACCAGGAAGCGGCAUCAGCGAUUAUCAACAAUACUUACGUCGAUGAUUUCUUGAUUAGUAGACCGUAGAUGAAACUGUACAGAUAGUAGAGGAGGUACGAUUUAUUUUCGAUAAGGCCGGCUUCGAGAUUAGGAACUGGCAGUCAAAUUCCGAGGAGAUUCUUCGACGGGUCGGGGUCACGAUCGAUGAAACAGCGAAAUGUUUUUCAGUGGAGAAAUCUACAAUAGCCGAACGAGUGCUGGGGAUGACAUGGCAUCCUAAAGACGACUUGUUCGUAUUUGAAACACAGUUCCGGGAAGACCUUCUUCCGCUCCUAUCGGGAAACAUCGUUCCCACCAAAAGACAAGUGCUUCGGGUGGUAAUGAGCCAUUUCGACCCACUAGGCAUCGUAGCCACCUAUACCGUGCACGGGAAAAUUCUAAUUCAGAACGUGUGGCGGUCCGGCGUAAAAUGGGAUGACCCUAUAACAGUGGAAGAUUUUAAGGAAUGGCAGCGUUGGGUGAGACUAGUUCCAAAUCUGACGCAGGUUCGAAUCCCGAGAUGCUAUUUUCCGCACUAUAUUCAGGGCAGUUACGACUCACUCGAACUCCAUGUUUUUGUCGAUGCCAGCUUAAUGGCCUACUGUGCUGCAGCUUACUUCAGGAUAAUCGAAAAUGGCUCCCCUCGUUGCGCUCUAGUAGCGGCAAAGACGAAGGUUACUCCUUUGAAACCUCAAUCUGUCCCACGCAACGAAUUAAGUGCUGGAGUGAUUGGAGUGAGACUCCUUAGAAGCAUUCAGGAGAAUCACUCAAUACCAGUCCAGAAACGCUACAUAUGGACUGACUCAACGACCGUACUUGAGAGCAGAUCCUCGUAAGUACCGGCAAUUUGUAGCCUUUCGGGUCGCGGAAAUUCAGUCGGAAACAAGCGUUGAUGAGUGACACUACGUUCCAACGAACCUUAACGUCGCCAACAAGGGUACCAAGUGGGGACCUGGCCCUUGUUUCAGCCCUGAAAGCUCGUGGUUUACGGGGCCAGCAUUUUUACAUCGACAGGACAAUGAUUGGCCACGUCAACCGAUUAAAUUUUCGGAACCACAACAUGAAAUCAAAGCUGUUCAACAUCAUGCGGUGGUUUGGGAUUCGACUAUCGACUUUACAAAGUUUUCUCGCUGGGAGGUUCUAGUAAAAAAUCUAAGCUACUUGCAUCACUUUGUCCAUCGUUGUCGAACCAAAAAUCGGGUAGCGACUGGAAACCGGAUUGCAGUAUUGCAACAGAGCGAUUAUGCAGCGGCAGAAACAAGCGUUUGGCGGGUAAUUCAGAAUGCGGAAUAUUCUACCGAAAUCUCCAUUCUGCGCAAAAAUUCUGAUCUUCCUGAUUACGAACGUAGGUUGUUGAAAAAAAGUAGUCAAAUCGGAAAGUUGUCACCAUAUUUAGACGACAAAGGCGUGCUGCGUAUGCGUAGUCGAAUCAAUGGGACUUCUAUUCAUUUUUCUUUCGAAUUUCAAAAUCCGGUGAUACUCCCUAGAAAGAACCACGCCAUUAAUCUACUAGUUCUCAAAUACCAUCAACGUUAUGGUCACGCUAAUAUUGAUACUGUCGUCAACGAGUUGCGCCAAAGGUUUUACAUACCCAAAAUUCGUUCUGUAGCAAAGGAGGUUGUGAAACAAUGUAUGUGGUGUAAAAUUUAUCGAGCAAAACCAACCGAGCCGAAGAUGGCUAUUCUACCACAGCCUAGAGUGACACCUUAUGUUCGCCCGUUUACCUUCACUGGUCUAGAUUAUUUUGGGCCAUUGAUCGUGAAGCGUCGUCGCAGUAAUGAGAAACGAUGGGUGGCACUUUUCACGUGCUUGACCAUACGAGCUGUACACGUUGAAGUAGUGCACAUGUUAUCUGCUGAAUCCUGUAGACUGGCGAUUCGCCGUUUCAUAUCCCGGAGAGGUGCACCGCAACAAAUAUUCAGCGAUAACGGUACCAAUUUCAGGGGAGCUGCUCGCGAGAUUUCCGAUGAGAUAAAAGUUCUUAAUAAGAAAUUAGCCACCACAUUCACCAAUGCAGAAAUUGAGUGGAUUUUCAAUCCACCUUCCGCUCCCCAUAUGGGUGGUGUGUGGGAGCGGAAAGUACGCUCAAAAAAAGACGCGCUCAAAUCUUUGCACCAUAAGCAAAAAUUAAACGAUGAGGAGUUAAUGACACUUUUAUCAGAAGCUGAAAUGAUAGUCAACUCCCAUCCUCUGGCCUUUGUACCGCUGGAAGAUCCAACCCAAGAAGCUAUUACCCCGAACAACUUCCUACUAGCGAGCUCGAGUAGUACCAACACUUCAUCAAGGAUACCUGUAAAUGAGGAAAUCUCCCUGAGAGUAAAUUGGAAGAUGAUGCAACAACUUCUGAAUCAGUUCUGGAAGCGAUGGAUUCAAGGCUACCUGCCAACCAUAGCUCGUCGCACCAAGUGGUUCAACGAUGUUCGUCCGCUUCAAAUUGACGAUCAGGUGGUCAUCGUAGACGAAACGGUUCGUAACGGAUGGUUACGGGGCCGUAUUGUGAAAGUUUAUACGGCGUUAUGGGCAAGUAAGGAAGGUCGAUAUUCAAACUUCCUCUGGAGUGUUCCAGAGACCAGCAAUCAAAGUAGCCUUGUUAGACAUCCUGCAGAGUAGUAAGACCGUUUCAAAAUCAGGCAUUACGGGUCGGGGUGUUAAGGAUUGCGAACGAUAGGCCCUUUGAAUCGGGUCCACAUCAAGUCAGCGCCGAAAAUAAUCGACGCGCUGUGUUGAUUGUCAACGAUAACUGACAUGUGACAUAUACCUAAAUGAGAUAAUCCGAAGAAAAGAAACGAUGUGCUAACGCUGAAUCAAUAGCUAAUGAAAAGCUCCAUUGUUCUUUGAAUUCUAAAAAGUGAAUUUAACAUUAAAUAUUAGGUUCUUAGAGUUUAUAUUUCAUUAUAUAUAUUGAUUUGUAAGUACAGCUAUUCAAUCAAUCAAUAUUCAUGAAUUCAAUAUUAAUUAUUUGGUAACUUUGUUCACAGCUAUUUAACCUGAUAACUGCAAUAUUUCUGAAAAGCUAAUUGGAUCAAAUAGUAAAGAAACUAAUUUGUAAGUGCUCCAAAAUUGUGUAUUUGAUAAACGCUAAAUAAAUACUACUUUCCAGUCGAGUUCACGGAAAACCCGAACUACGAAACAGUUUUUUUAACACAUUCCAUUCUCUUGACCCCAGCACUCAAUCAGUCUGUGUUGCAGCAUACUUUUACUUCUGACGAUGAUGCCGUCUGGAUUUACUACCAGAAUGUUGGAGGAUUGAGGACCAAGCUGGACAAUAUAUUCCUUACUUCUCUCGACUGCGACUACGAUGUGAUAUUGCUGACAGAGACUAGACAAAACGAUAGCAUGGACUCACUGCAAAAUUUUGGAUCAUCGUACAACGCUUUUCGAUGUGACCGGUGUCCUCUGAAUAGCGACAAGCGUAGCUUUGGUGGUGUAUUGAUAGCUGUCGCUAAUCGAAACGUGAGCUCACACGUCUACACGUAUAACGGAAUCCGGCUGGAGCAAGUGUGUGUUUCCGCGAAUAUUCGAGGCCAUCGUUUCCUGAUGUGUAACAUUUACAUUCCGCCCGUGAUGUUCUGAUGGAAGAUCAUAUCGCCACCGUCCGUGAACUUAGUGCGGCCGUCAACUCCGAUGCCAUUAUUCUCGCCAGGGUUACCAUAUCUACAGAAUAAUCUGUAUUUACACAGAUUUUUCAGACUUUUUGAAGCCAAUAAUCUGUAGAUGCAGAUUACAGAUUUUUUUGGUUUGCAUACAGAUUUACAGAUUUUUCAAAAUAACGAUCCAAUAUGACCAACUCAUCAAUUUCAUUCAUAUAGCAUCCGAGUCAAUCUGAAUGAGAGUCAUGUUGGCAUUCAUAUGUAGCGUGUAGUACUGCUUUCUCAUGUUCAAUCUAAGGCGAAAAGAUGCAAAAUUCUGCCUCAUCGGUUAGCUUUACAAUAGAUAAACAACACUACUAAAGCGCAGUGAAUGAGAAUUGGUAUGGUAUCACAAAAAUAAUAAGUUUGGUGUUUUUCGCCUUUUAUCUUUCUUUUUGAACAUACAGAACAAUGCUCUUUACAUCUACACAGUGCCGCAAUACAUGGAGUUUUCUAUUAACCCUUUUCGUUGCACCAUCACCCAGAUAUGGGUGACACUUUCGUCGUUCAAAUUGAAUAGGAUUUUAUAGGAUUUUUAAACGGAAUUGGAUAGAAUAGGCACCUAAAUGUAACUAUAAGAUAUGUAGAAAAAUAAUAAAAUCAUAACAAUAUUAUUAUAAUGUUUAUACUAUACUUUUUAUUAAUUUCUAGUAUGGAUGGUUUGUA